ACGAGCACUGCUUUGUUUCUCAGUGCCUAUGAGGUGAUCAAGCUUAAGGGCUACACCAACUGGGCCAUUGGUCUGAGCGUGGCAGACCUGACUGAAAGCAUCAUUAAGAACAUGAGCCGUGUCCAUCCUGUCUCCACUAUGGUCAAGGACAUGUAUGGUAUUGGUGAGGAGGUCUUCCUGUCUCUGCCCUGCGUGCUGAACAGCACCGGCGUGAGCAGCGUGGUCAACAUGACCCUGACAGAUGCCGAGGUGGCCCAGUUGAGGAAGAGCGCGGACACACUGUGGGGCAUCCAGAAAGACCUCAAGGACAUCUGAACACACCCGGACACAUAAAACACAGCCGUGAUGCAGAGAGGCAAACACUAUCUACACGCACACACUUUUAUAACAUCCCUCUCUCCCAAACUGUAUCGCUGUUGUUUAGAAAGGCAAUACCAAUAUUUUUUUAAAAUGUACUAGUGAGAAUUUCAGUUUUACAUGCAUCCAGCAUGAUUUUACUGUUUUCAUAUAAGUGCUGCAUUAUGUCACCAUCUACUUCCUGUCUAAAAAACACUGGUGUGCUCUUAAAAAAUAAGCACAUUUGCUCCCCAAACGCUAGUAGGCUGCUGUUGCUGUGUUACUGUUUAAGGAGAUGUCAACUGACCUGUAUUACUGUAUUCUUUAUGGAUUAUUGUGUUUUAGCUGAUUGGACCAGGAUCAAACACAACCCUCAAAAAGCGUCAAAAAAAGUGUCACUAUCCUCCUCCACCACUUACUGUAUUGAGUCGUUCAUUUAGUUCCCUUUGGGUAAUCACAAAGACCCUAAGACCGUGUACAGUAAACAGAUAGCUACACACUUCAGUGAAUUUGUGACAGGGCGAGUGUGAAGGUAGAUUUUCUGUCCUCUCCUGUUUCCUCCGUGUUAGCAAAGGGUGAUGGAGCAGCAGUGGAAAGGUGGAAACAUCUAGCUUUUAAACAUCAUCUGACCCUGUAAAGUGUAACUUAAUAAAUUUGAACCUCAUGAAA
This is a messenger RNA of Micropterus dolomieu (smallmouth bass), 1005 nucleotides long. RefSeq names its product L-lactate dehydrogenase B chain-like. The transcript is spliced from 2 exons. Gene Ontology annotation, molecular function: oxidoreductase activity, acting on the CH-OH group of donors, NAD or NADP as acceptor. NCBI's taxonomy places the organism in Eukaryota, Metazoa, Chordata, Actinopteri, Centrarchiformes, Centrarchidae. The annotation marks the transcript as partial. The record is from RefSeq and is a predicted model, not a curated record.